This is a messenger RNA of Gorilla gorilla gorilla (western lowland gorilla), 981 nucleotides long. RefSeq names its product heterogeneous nuclear ribonucleoprotein A1-like. The coding region runs from base 1 to 981 and encodes 326 amino acids. Gene Ontology annotation, biological process: mRNA splicing, via spliceosome. NCBI's taxonomy places the organism in Eukaryota, Metazoa, Chordata, Mammalia, Primates, Hominidae. The record is from RefSeq and is a predicted model, not a curated record. Gene Ontology annotation, cellular component: catalytic step 2 spliceosome. The transcript has a single exon. Gene Ontology annotation, molecular function: mRNA 3'-UTR binding.
AUGUCUAAGUCAGAGUCUCCUAAAGAGCCCAAACAGCUAAGGAAGCUCUUCAUUGGAGGGUUGAGGUUUGAAACAUCAGAUGAGAGCCUGAGGAGCCAUUCUGAGCAAUGGGGAACGCUCACAGAAUGUGUGGUAAUGAGUGAUCCAAACACCAAUCGCUCCAGGGGCUUUGGGUUUGUCACCUGUGCCACUGUGGAGGAGGUGGAUGCAGCCAUGAAUGCAAGGCCACACAAGGUGGGUGGAAGAGUUGUGGAACCAAAGGUAGCUGUCUCAAGAGAAGAUUCUCAAAGACCAGGUGCCUACUUAACAGUGAAAAAGAUAUUUGUUAGUGGCAUUAAAGAAGACACUGAAGAACAUCCCCUAAGAGAUUAUUAUGAACAGUAUGGAAAAACUGAAGUGAUUGAAAUCAUGACUGACCAAGGCAGUGGCAAGAAAAGGGACUUUGCCUUUGUAACUUUUGACAACCAUGACUCCACGGAUAAGAUUGUCAUUCAGAAAUACCAUAUUGUGAAUGGCCACAACUGUGAAGUUAGGAAAGCCCUGUCAAAGAAAGAGAUGGCUAGUGCUCCGUCCAGCCAAAGAAGUCGAAGUGGUUCUGGAAACUUUGGUGGUGGUCGUGGAGGUGGUUUCAGUGGGAAUGACAACUUUGGUCAUGGAGGAAACUUCAGUGGUUGUGGUGGCUUUGGUGGCAGCCAUGGUGGUGGUAGAUAUGGUGGCAGUGCAGACGGCUAUAAGGGAUUUGGUAAUGAUGGAAGGAAUUUUGGAGGUGGUAGCAGCUACAGUGAUUUUGGCAAUUGCAACAAUCAGUCUUCAGAUUUUGGACCCAUGAAGGGAGGAAACUUUGGAGGCAAAAGAUCUUGCCUCUAUGGUGGUGGAGGCCAAUACUUUGCCAAACCACAAAACCAAGGUGGUUAUGGGGGUUCCAGUAGCAGCAGUAGCUAUGGCAGUGGCAGAAGAUUUCAAUUAGGAAACAAAACUUAG